Fusarium fujikuroi IMI 58289 is the source of this 876-nucleotide messenger RNA. RefSeq lists its product as uncharacterized. The record is from RefSeq and is a predicted model, not a curated record. NCBI's taxonomy places the organism in Eukaryota, Fungi, Ascomycota, Sordariomycetes, Hypocreales, Nectriaceae. The transcript has a single exon. Bases 1 to 876 code for a protein of 291 amino acids.
AUGUCGUACUCAUCGCAACGCUACGAUCUUGACGCUGCGGCAGCUAGGAGGCGAAACUCCGUCUAUUCGAACCAUAGUGCUUACAGUGACUACGAUCGGCGUCGCAGCAGAAGGUCCUCAAGUAGUCGUGAUUCUCACUCGUACUCACGUAGGUCUGGCGAAUCCGAAGUGCCUUACCAUAUGAGAUGGGAACAGCAACAUCACUAUUCCAGACGAGAUCAGGACCUGCACCCGAGAAGGGGCUCAGCUUCUUCCCCAGUAUUGGACGACGAUUACUCUCAUUUGAACAGAGAGCGCCGUGCGAGCAAUGACAGACGACGCUCUCUCUCUGACAGAGGGCGGGAUCGUUCGCCGCAGGAGGAGAUCAACACAACGCUCAACAGUGGUCGGGCACCAAAACUCAGGCGAGGGUCGACAUAUGGUACUUACAUCGUGCCCCUCGAUAUGCAAGGACGCUAUCAAACUUCGGACCCCACGAGAUGUACUUGCAGAUGUUGCCCCCAUCCGACAGGUAUCUCCCAUAGCCACGAUAACUAUGGACAUAUGUCCGACGUGCAUACUACCAGUCAAGGCCAUUCGCAUGCGCCCCACAGAUACAACCGCAAUGGCAGGCCUGUCUUUGAAGUAUAUGACAACACAAGGAAUGGAAUGCGAAGCGAAAACAGUUUUUCGUUUACCAUUUCAGUCCACCCCCGAGCAUCAUGUGACCGCAUCGUGGCCUUCUUGGCACCCGACAAGCGGUACGCCAAGGUUCUAGUGCACUGGAACAACGGGACGGUGCAGAGGCUCGACAGCAAUGUCCCGAUGGUUGAUCUUCUAGAAUACGCAGAAUAUCUCGAGAUCAGGGAGGUGAAGCAGGUGCGCUGGGCAGCCUGA